AAUUAAUUUUAAAUUUACAGUGUAAACAAAUAAUCUUAGUUCUCAAAUAUUUUUCAUUGAUAAUUUUCAGGUUUCCCUAAACAUUCCAUGAGUUUAUUUUCGAAAAUUAUUCGAAACAUUCGUAACAGUUUCUCCAGAACGUCCAGUAUGCAAUCAGUUGAAGAUUACUUGUACUACUCCCAAGUAAAAUUACAAAACUUUAUUGAACAACGAUUGGACAAAGAUUUGGGAAUGCAAGAUUACCUAAAAAACGUUAAAUAUGCUCCUGUUGAAGAUUUCAAUCCAGGCUUGGAGUGGUUUAAUGUAACUGAACCCCUGUCUUUCAAAAAACAUCUUAAAGGAAAGGUGGUGGUAUUAGACUUCUUCACUUAUUGCUGUAUCAACUGUAUGCAUAUUAUUCCCGAUCUCCGGGAAAUCGAAAAGGAGUUUUCUGUGGAAGAUGGACUAGUAGUGGUUGGUGUUCAUAGUGCCAAAUUUGAGAAUGAAAAAAUAUCCUCCAACAUUUUAGCUGCCGUGCAACGUUACAAUAUCAAUCAUCCAGUUGUUAACGAUGCAAAUUCAGAAAUGUGGAAAAACUGUGAUGUACAAUGCUGGCCAACUUUGCUCAUCUUAGGCCCCAAUUCAAAUCCUAUUGUAAUGUUCACGGGUGAAGGUCAUAAAGAUGAUCUUAGAGUUUGUAUUCGGAAUGCUCUGAAGUUUUAUAAGGAGAAUAACCUAAUAUCUAAUCAUCAGUUACCAUUAAAAUCAGCAUAUCACUUUCUACCAGAAUUGAAAGGACCACUUUUAUUUCCGGGAAAAAUUACCAACUUCUUGGAUGAAAAUAAUCAUGAACUCUUAGCAGUCUCAGAUACUGGUAAUAAUAGAAUACUGAUCUUGAAGGAUGAUGGAAGUAUAAUACAACAAAUUGGAGGCAGGAAACUUGGGUUUAGAGAUGGAAAUUUAGAGGAAGCAGAAUUCAACAAUCCCCAAGGACUUGUUUUUCUGAAUAAAGAUAUUUUAUUUGUUGCUGACACAGAAAAUCAUGCGAUUAGAAGAAUAGAUCUGAAGAAAUUGAAAGUUGACACUGUUGCGGGAACUGGGGUACAAGGGCAGGACCUUCAUGGCGGUAAACUCUGGACGAGUCAAGCAAUAUCUUCACCAUGGGACUUGUGCAUCUACAGAACACCUGAUAUGGAUUUAACUUUCCACCCUGACGGCAAUCCACCAGUUCGUAAUGUUCUGAUCAUUGCCAUGGCUGGCACUCAUCAAAUUUGGGCGUUAUUUCUUGAAGACACAGUCUGGUGGAAGUGCAAAAAAUACCCAGCUGGCACUUGUAUAAAUAUUGCAGGUUCUGGAAAAGAAGAAAAUAGGAAUAACAGCUAUCCCCAUGCAGCUGGUUUUGCACAGCCUUCAGGUCUAGCCAUUUGUCACACAACUAAGGAAGUUUACAUUGCUGAUAGCGAGAGUUCCAGUGUUAGAAGACUUCAUUUAAUUGACGGAAAAGUCACCCCAGUUGUAGGUGGAGCUCGAAAUCCUAAUGACCUGUUUGCUUUUGGAGACAAAGAUGGUGCUUUAUUCGAUGCGAAACUCCAACAUGUUCUUGGGCUGGCCAUUAGUCGAAAUGAGAGAAUACUUUUCGUAGCUGAUACUUACAACCACAAACUGAAGAAAGUUGAUGUGGCUGAAAACAUGGUGACUUCUAUAACCAUACCUUCUGUAGACAUCAAGGGAGGUUCCUCAACUGGAUUGCGGGAACCAGCAGGACUUUGUGUUAGUUACGAUAACAAGAAAUUAUACUUAGCGGACACGAAUAACCACUCGAUCAAAGUGUUAUAUUUAGAUUCUAACCAAAAUGUGAAUAAGAUUGAGACGAUGACUCUGCGUAAGGCUUGUGAUAAAGUAACAGCUUUGGAUAAAUCGAAGUAUGACAUAAUUAUCAGAAAUCCUCUCCAAGUCAGUUGUGAAGGUGGAAAGCUGAUAGUGAGCAUGGACCUAGUCUUUGAAAAUGGGCUGGGCCUGACGGAAGGUGCUCCACAAACUUGGUUGGUGGACCUACCUGAUAUAACGUGGUCAGCGGUACCAUUGAAUGGUACAGACCUAAAGAAUAUAGAUUUAGUUAUUAGCGUUCCAGUGAGUGAACAUGCCAAAGAGAACAAUGUAGAUUUUAUAUUCAACUUGGUUACAUGCACGUCUGAGACUUGUUUGCCAAAAAGUUUUAUUGUAAGACUACCUAUUCAUUAUCAGAAUGAAAAGAAGAUGAGUGUCAAUGAAAAAUUAACAGUGGCAAUCAGUCCUGAUGAAUUGAAAAUUUUGUGAUGGGAGCAAUCGAUAAUUUUUAUUUGAUUAUUUAUUUUAAAAAUUUUAAAAUGUAUAGAUUAUGUUGAGUACUGUGAAAGAACCGUCAAACUUUUCUCAAAGUUUUUUGUUAAACCAAGUUUAGGUCAUCAGGAGAUGAUCUAAACUAAUUUUAUAAUAGAGUUUCAAUCAACUAGUGUACUUUGUUGUUGGAGAACAUAUUUCUUAUUGACAAAACAUAGGUUGCACAGAAGAACCCAAAGUUCAGGUAAAAAAUACCUUACCCCUUGUCUUUCAUGUGGACCUACGACUUCGUAGGUAUGUGUGGCAAAUACCUGAUGGAAAGACAACAACUAACCCAGCUGAUACCGCACAGAAAGCUGAAGUAAAACCAUCAGGCACCUCUGCAACGUCUUCCAUUUGUAAGAUUCGUUGAAAGUGACUGUCUGCAUAUGAAAAGCAGAAAUUAAUUUCACUUGGUCGGUUUGACCAACCGAUAGACUGGUUUCUGGGUACUUGCCCCAUCAUCAGUACCGGGCGGGUCACUUCAGAGGGUGUGAACCGUCUGAGUAUCCCGAUCAAACAAAAUUAAUUCCAGCUAGUCAUAAACGCUUUCUGCAAUUGAUUCAGUGGGAUGUCCACUGCGUCACCUGCAGACAAAGCCAGGAAACAACUCCACAAAUACAUACGCCGGAGUGGAAGUCAAUGGCAUCAAACUGUUCAAUCACCUGCCAGUUAAAAUAAAAAAAAGCUAUGUUUACAAUAAAUUCAGAAAAUAGGUCAAAAUGCUUCUGGUUGAUGGGGUCUAUUACUCAGUUCAUGAGUAUUUUAAUGAUACUUUCAACUCCUGAUACACUCAAGAACUAAUAUUUUCUUGCUUUGUAUAUGUAUAUUUUUAUGUGUUCUAUUUUAUUUAUAUAUUUUAACUCGUACUGUUCUUUGUAUUUUUAUACUCUGUCUAUAAGAUUUAUUUUCUUCUGACAAUAAAGUAUAUUUGAUUUUA
This is a messenger RNA of Leptinotarsa decemlineata (Colorado potato beetle), 3277 nucleotides long. RefSeq names its product NHL repeat-containing protein 2. The record is from RefSeq and is a predicted model, not a curated record. Gene Ontology annotation, molecular function: protein binding. Lineage: Eukaryota; Metazoa; Arthropoda; Insecta; Coleoptera; Chrysomelidae.